AUGAUUCAAAAUAGUACUGCAAAAGAUGAAACAAUAGGAAGUAAUUAUGAUGAUAGUGGUGCUAUGAUAUAUAUUGUAACUGUUCUUCUUUGGUAUUCAAUUGGUAUUAUAUUUAUGUUAGCAAUGCAAAUGAAAGCACGCUCUGAAAUUACUGAAGAAUCAGCAAGACGACGAACGAAAUUACUUAUUCGAAACUUACGAGAUCAUACAAAUACUAAGGAAAUAUUAGGCAAUUGGAAUACUUGGGAACAUGAAGAAUUAGUCGAUAAAGAAAAACGAGCUCGACUUUGGGAAAUUUAUUUGGGUACAAAAGAUCAUAUAAGAGAUAAAUUAAAUACUGAAACAGCUCGUAUUCGUAAUAUGGAAAAACGAUUAGCAACUAUAAAAGGUGUUCAUCGUUCAACUGAUGAAACAUUACUUUUAGCCGGAAAAGAAAAGUUCUAUUAUCGAAGUCAUUCAUAUUCUCGACAAAUACCUACACAAUUAUCAACUAUCCAAGAACCAUCAACACUUCGACGUCGUUCAUCACUUGAUCAACAAACACUGGAACGAUGGAAAGCUCUUGCUAAUCAAUCGAAAACACAUGAACAAAUGCCAUGGUCUAUACGUAAAUUAUUGAUUCGAAAAUAUUUUCGACGUCAUACAAAAAAACCUUUACCAAUAAUACAUCAAGAUUCUACUACAAGCAAUCCCAUAGCAGAUGAUUUAUUAUCAUUUACAAAUCAAAUUAAUAUGCUUACACGACAUCGUACAGAACCAAGUCUUAAUGAACUUUCAACAUGUGAUGAAAGACAAAAUCCUUAUUUAACUUAUUUUUUUACACCAACAAAUCGUCCAAGUAUAUUAACAACACAAUUUUAUCCUGCAUCAUCGGAACAUUCAAUGAAAUAA
Molecule: messenger RNA, 891 nt
Organism: Rotaria sp. Silwood1
Lineage: Eukaryota; Metazoa; Rotifera; Eurotatoria; Philodinida; Philodinidae
Source: the annotation of a GenBank genome assembly